This is a messenger RNA of Symbiodinium natans, 1452 nucleotides long. NCBI's taxonomy places the organism in Eukaryota, Dinophyceae, Suessiales, Symbiodiniaceae. The record is from the annotation of a GenBank genome assembly.
AUGUGCCGUUUGCUUGCGGUGAUCGCCUGCCUCGCCAAAGUCGCCAUCGCCACCUGCCCUGACGAUCCCGAGGUGGACCUUUGCGAGUCAACCGGCGACGAGACGGCUUCCGGAUUCCGCGGCUCGCCAUGGAUGGCGCUGGUGCUGCCUCUCGCCACGGCCCGGCCCAAGGUUGCCACUGGCUUGGCGUUGGUGCUGGCGCUGGCCGUCGGGGCGGAGGCCGUGACUUGCGGCGAGUUGAAGGACUUUUACAAGAGUGAGCAGUGCUGUGGCUCCCCGACCACGGUGCUGAGCAACCCCGUGCCGGGCACUCCCGCUUGCCCAUACAACUUCAACAAGCCAGCUUGCAACAUGGCCGAGCCUCAGACACCUCGUGAUCUCUCAACUGGCGCGACAGGCAGCAUGGUGCCGAAGGCGGCUACUCUGACGGAUGCUCAGGCGGACUUCCUGCCGCUGGUGAACGUGCACUUCCACUUGGGGGCUGAGCAUAAGAGUGAUGCCUACAACAACGGAACCGACGCAGAGGCGUACGACGCGGCCUCCUCCGGCAGGCGCCUGGCCGGCAACCCACGGCCUGGGUUCAUGUGCCCCACGGACACGCUCACUGACGCACAGAUGACGCCGUACGCCUUUCAGUACUGCAAGGGUGACGUGCAGGUCGGCAAAUCCUACGAGGUCCACUACGUGCACUCUUCAGCCGGCACCGACUACAAUGCUUCGGACGACAUCACUGCGGACCUCCUCGCUGAUGGUUUGGGAGGUGCCGCAAACGGUCGUGGCCUUCUGAACCCUAUGGUCGUGGUGCAGGGCCAGAUCUACCAGAUCGUGAACGGGGGGCCUACUGUGAACGACCUGCUGCAUGGCUGGACUGUGGUUGGGCACAACAAUUCAGUCAUGUACUCUGGGUCAACCACCGGCCAGUCGCACGACAACUCAGUGUGCUCUCCGUACGUCAUCACUUGGCACGUUGACAAGGAUUGCCACCAGGUUUCUCCCGAGUCUUUCGACAACCUCUGCAAGCAGAUGAAGGACCUUUACGGGAUGUCGGUCGACCUCGAACCCCACGGCUCCCGCAUUCUGGUGUCUUCGGCCUACGUGGUGCGCUCUGAGUACGUUGCUCACCUGUGCAACGCCCAUCACGACGUCCCUGUAGGACGAGAUUACGUGCAGGCCGCCCGCUCCAUGGGCUCGAUGGGACUCCAGGCCGCCGCGCACGUGCGCCACGUGGCUCGCGAGCACCGGCUCUCCGAACGCCUGGACGGCGCACUGAGCGGCGUCCGCUCUUUCGACGAGCGCUGGCGGGUCUCCGAGCGGACGCAGGCCGCAGCCGUGAGCUCGGCAGUGGCCUUGCGAGACCUGGAUGAGAGGCACCAGGUCAGCUCUACUGUCGCCAAAGGCGCCAUCAGAGCCGGACAAGGUGCCGGGUCACUUCUGGGCCCUGCCGCCUCCUGG